CACCAAUCACCGGUCGUUUUUUGGCAACCAACCAGAGCCCAGGUGGUCACGCCCAUUUGUGAGUUGGGAGCUUGGGUUACGAUCACUAAGCGCGUCAGUUAACCGACAACGCUCCUUUCUUAAACAGUUCUUUUCCAUCAACCACCGAAGUUUAGUGUUGUAAUUGCUUGUGAAGUUACCAGUUAUGUUUCCAUCUCCGACUGCUGCUUCUAAUGAAGUAGAAGCACCGACUCAGAGCCCAUCUAGUCCUAACUCAAAUCCAAGACCUCAAGAACAACAACUCCGCCGAUACAGAACAGCAUUUUCUCGAGAACAAGUCAGAAGAUUAGAAGCAGAAUUUUUGCGUGAAAGCUAUGUUUCUCGUCAAAAACGACAGGAAUUGGCCACUGACUUGAACCUGACCGAACCCACCAUAAAGGUUUGGUUUCAAAACCGCAGAAUGAAAGAUAAGCGACAACGCCAAAUGAUACCAUGGCCGUACGACACUUUCUACCAUCCUCUAGUUGAGGCUGCCUGGUACGCCUCCCACUACAUGCCGACAGCCCCGCCUGUUCCACGGCCUUUUGCCUACAGACAUUUGGCAUUACGCACAUCAACUGUACCUUCAAAUCCAAUCAACUCAAGCAACUUUGAUCCAACGUCAAUUGCGCCGCCAACGAAUUAUUUUCACGUUCCUUUAGUUGGACCGUUCGAUGUGUCCAGCAUGUUCAAUAAAGUGCCACUUCGAUUGCCAUCGCCCACACUUCAGCAAGUAAGUUUGGGGCCACCUGAACAAUAUUUUGCACAGCAAACUAGGCAGGAAGAGCCCAAGUUAUUUCAGCCGUAUAAAGAUCAGCAAUGGAACGUUUAUUCGAUUAGUGCUGCUGAAAAUGCUUUAGUUUCGCCAAACCAAUGCAUGAAUAUGGGCUGUAUACUCUAGCUGUCUACAUUAAUAAUUAUAUAGAUAAAAACUUUAUCCAUUCUUGUGAACAUUUUCUUCGUAUCUAAGCUAGUUUUAGUUUAAUUUAUUUAUUCAUAAGUACAACAUAAUUCACUCAGGCACAGUGAAUAACUACUUCAAUUGAAAUGCUUCCAUAAAAAUCGAUACAUUCAAUUUGCAAUUGCUUCAAAAAGUUGUUGGCGUGCAUCUGAAGAUUUGUAGCAUUUAAAUGGGGUCAUUGUGAUAUUAUUUUAAUUUAGUCAAAAUAAUUCAUCUGUGAUACUCCUAGCAUAAGUGGUAUUGAGGUACCUAUACCUAUGUAUGUAUAUGUAAGAAAGUAAAUAGUUGCAAUCUAAAAGUGUUAAAAGAUGCAACUUGCCUUGCAAACAAAAUUAUGUUGUUAAGUAGGUAAGUCUUUCCUUAAUAUUCCAUUUAGUCGUUUAUAUUUAGUUACAACCAUGCAAUAAUUACUUGUCAUUUAGUUGAUUGGAUAGGUAUAGAUUAAGUAAAUAGUGGCGAAGCAUUCAGCAAA
Dendroctonus ponderosae (mountain pine beetle) is the source of this 1451-nucleotide messenger RNA. RefSeq names its product segmentation protein even-skipped (gene eve). Gene Ontology annotation, biological process: regulation of transcription by RNA polymerase II. The record is from RefSeq and is a predicted model, not a curated record. Gene Ontology annotation, cellular component: nucleus. Gene Ontology annotation, molecular function: DNA-binding transcription factor activity, RNA polymerase II-specific; RNA polymerase II cis-regulatory region sequence-specific DNA binding. Lineage: Eukaryota; Metazoa; Arthropoda; Insecta; Coleoptera; Curculionidae. The transcript is spliced from 4 exons. The coding region runs from base 185 to 919 and encodes 244 amino acids.